CGUCGUCCAAUGGCACAGCAGGCCGAGGCGGGCCCUCACGCUCACGUCCAAUCGGCUCGCGUCUCGGAGGUCAGGGCGGAAGCGGCCGCCAUGGAGCCACUUGUGCAGCAUACUGAACGCUUCUCAGAGCUGCUGGCCGUGUCGUGCGGGACGCUGGUGAGCACGUGGGACGCCGCGACGGUGCGCCGGGCGCUGCAGUGGGCGCGCUAUUUGCUCCACGUGUACCGACGCUUCGCGGGCCGGGGCCGCGUGCGGGAGGCGCUAGAGAGGCGGCUCCACGGGCCGAGAGGGCCGCUCGGGCUGCGCAGCUUUGCGGCGCUCGAGUCUGGGGACGCGCGGCUCGCCCUACGCCUGCUGCGGAACCGCGCGCUCGCGCCCGCCGCUGUCCGUGUGCUGCCGAGCUUGCUGUUCCCAGGCCCUGCGGCGGACAGCGAAGACGACGUGCCGCAGUCCCGCCUGGUCCUCCUGGCGCGCCGCGGAAGCGCGCUGCACCUGCUCUUCCGCCUCGGCGGGGACGCGCCUAAGGACGCGCUGCUGCGCACGCACGCGGAGCUGCUGUACGCGCGCCUGCGCGAGCUGGGCGGCGCCGACUCCACGGCCGCGCGCAAACUCCUGGACACGCUGUGGACUCAGGGGCCGCGGGAGCACGUGCUCAGCGUGACGGCCGAAGCGCUGCUGCGCGGGGCCGACCCGGUGCCAGCCCGGGCCACAGACCCCGCGUGUGCGGAUGAGACACAAAAACUACUACACUGGCUUCUGGAAAGUCCCGAGAUAUUGGCCGCUUUUUGCCGCCAUCUGUCAGCUAAGCGCCUGGCCUCGGUGGCAGGCUGCCACCAGGCACUGUCUCGCGCCUAUCUGGACCUGCUCACAGCGUGGGCCAAGCGGCUGCACUAUGAUCUGCAAAAGGGCGCCUGGGUCCCUCCACAGCUAGAGGACAUGCCCUGGGAAGAGCUGUGCUUAAGGCUGCAGAACUUGUGCCAUGCCCAGCCAUUUCUGCAGCAAGAGGUGCUGGUGACCCUACGUGCCUGCAAAGCCUUAGAUGGAGAUUUCGAGGUUCCCGGAAUGAGCAUCUGGACAGACCUCCUGCUGGCCCUGCCUGGAGGUGCUUGAGUGUGGGAUCACGCUAGAGCAGGUUUUCAUAUCCCAGGCUAGGCAUCUGGACAGACCCUGUCCCAUGGAGGGAACAGCAAGCUUACUUCUCACCAAAGCCUCUAUGCACAGCAUCCUGCUAGUAUUUAACUAUACAGUUUACAAACUGUCAGUGUCGUGUACUCACCAACUCCCUGUAUACAAGCCCGAGCUUGUUUUGUAUGAAGCUAACUUGUAAGAAUCCUAAACAUAGAUGCACUUUAAAAAGAAAAGGCAGCUUUCAGUUUCCAGAAGGACACCUUUUAUGUGUAUGAUUUACUUGUUUCCUGGCACUCUGCAGUAGUACAAAGUUUUGUUUAACCAGCAACAUGUGGUAGCAUCAGAUGUUAACUGCAAAGCUGGCUGGGCUAGAGUUAAAGCCCUAGACUUGCUCUCCUUGACCUGUUUGCCAACCUUCAUGUGCAUUAAAGUCCUGUUGUC
Arvicanthis niloticus (Nile rat) is the source of this 1569-nucleotide messenger RNA. The record is from RefSeq and is a predicted model, not a curated record. Lineage: Eukaryota; Metazoa; Chordata; Mammalia; Rodentia; Muridae.